Molecule: messenger RNA, 9086 nt
Organism: Dipodomys spectabilis (banner-tailed kangaroo rat)
Lineage: Eukaryota; Metazoa; Chordata; Mammalia; Rodentia; Heteromyidae
Gene: Col7a1
Product: collagen type VII alpha 1 chain
Exons: 118
Coding region: 1-8781 (2926 amino acids)
Molecular function (GO): serine-type endopeptidase inhibitor activity; protein binding
Source: RefSeq, a predicted model, not a curated record
AUGAGGCUGCAGCUUCUGAUGGCUGUGCUCUGCGCCGGGAUCCUGACAGAGGUGCCCCGAGUUUGGGCCCAGCCCAGGGAGAGAGUGACCUGCACGCGCCUUUAUGCUGCCGACAUCGUGUUCUUACUUGACGGUUCUUCAUCCAUUGGCCGCAAUAACUUCCGUGAAGUCCGGGGCUUCCUGGAGGGGCUCAUGCUGCCUUUCUCUGGGGCAGCCAGUGCCCAGGGCGUACGCUUUGCUACAGUGCAGUACAGUGAUGAUCCACAGACAGAAUUUGGCCUAGAUGCUCUUAGCUCGGGGAGCGAUGCAAUCCGUGCCAUCCGGGAGCUCAGCUACAAGGGAGGCAACACCCGCACAGGGGCUGCACUUCUCCACGUAGCUGACCAUGUCUUCUUGCCCCAUCUGGACCGGCCUGGCAUUCCCAAGGUCUGCAUCCUGAUCACCGAUGGAAAGUCCCAGGACUUGGUGGACACAGCUGCCCAGAAGCUCAAGGGGCAGGGGGUCAAGCUAUUUGCUGUGGGAAUCAAGAAUGCGGACCCUGAGGAGCUCAAGCGGGUGGCUUCACAGCCCACCAGCGAUUUCUUCUUCUUCGUCAAUGACUUUAGCAUUUUGAGAACACUCUUACCUCUCAUUUCCCGGAGAGUGUGUACUACGGCUGGUGGCGUGCCUGUGACCCUGCCUCCUGAUGACUCCACCUCUGGCCCCCGAGAUCUGGUGCUGUCUGAGCCAACCAGUCAAUCCUUGAGAGUACAGUGGACAGCGGCUAGUGGCCCAGUGACAGGCUACAAAAUUGAGUAUACUCCUCUGACUGGGUUGGGCCAGCCACUGCCAAGCGAGAGGCGGGAGGUGAAUGUCCCAGCUGGUGAGACCAGCACGCAACUACAAGGUCUCCGGCCACUGACCGAGUAUCAGGUGACGGUGUCUGCCCUCUAUGCUAACAGCAUCGGGGAGGCCGUGAGAGGGACAGCUCGCACCACUGCCACAGAAGGCCUAGAGUUGGCCAUCCAGAAUACCACAGCCCACAGCCUCCUGGUAGCUUGGCGGAGAGUGCCAGGUGCCACUGGCUACCGUGUGACGUGGCGGGCCCUUGGAGGUGGGCCAACCCUGCGGCAGGAACUGGGCCCUGGACACGGGUCAACAUUGCUGCGUGAUCUGAGGCCUGGUACGGACUAUGAGGUGACUGUGAGCCCCUUCUUUGGCCAUAGGAUGGGACCUGCCACUUCCGUGACUGCUCGCACGGACUCUUCUGUGGAGCAGAUCCUACGUCCCACCAUUUUGGGCCCCACAUCCAUCCUGCUUUCCUGGAACUUGGUGCCUGAGGCCCGUGGCUACCGGCUGGAGUGGCGUCGUGAGAGCGGCUUAGAGCCACCACAGAAGGUAAUGCUGCCUUCUGAUGUGACCCGUUACCAGCUGGAUGGACUACAGCCAGGCACUGAGUACCGCCUCACGCUCUACACUCUGUUGGAGGGUCGAGAAGUGGCCACGCCUGCAGCCGUGGUCCCCACUGGGCCAGAGCAGCCUGUAAGUGUCGUGAUGGAUUUACAAGCAGUUGAACUGCCCGGACAACGGGUACGCGUGACCUGGAACCCCGUCCCCGGUGCCUCUGAAUACCGCAUCACUGUGCGAGGGACUCAGGGGGUUGAGCGGACACUGGUGCUUCCUGGGAGUCAGACAGCCUUUGACUUAGACGAUGUUCGACCUGGCCUUACCUACACCGUGCGUGUGUCUGCUCGUGUGGGUAACCGGGAGGGAGGUGCAAGUGUCCUCACGAUCCGCCGAGAGCCAGAACCCCCACUUGCUGUCCCAGGACUGCGGGUUGUAGCCUCAGAUGCGACGAGAAUAAGGGUCACCUGGGGGCCUGUUCCUGGAGCCAGUGGAUUUCGGAUCAGCUGGAGGACAGGCAGUGCUCCAGAGUCCAGCCGGACUGUGCCUCCAGAUUCUAGUGCUACAGACAUCCUGGAGCUGCAGCCUGGAACCUCCUACCAGGUGUCCGUGUCUGCACUUCGAGGAAGAGAAGAGGGCCCUCCUGCGGUUAUCGUGGCUCAAACUGAUGCACUGGGCCCAGUGAGGACAGUCCAUGUUACUCAGACUGGCAGCUCAUCAAUUGCCAUUGCCUGGACCAGGGUUCCUGGUGCCACAGGAUACAGAGUUUCCUGGCGCUCAGGCCAAGAUCCAGAGAAAUCUCAGUUGGUUUCUGGGGAGGCCACAGAAGCUCAGCUGGAUGGGCUGGAGCCAGAUACUGAGUACACAGUCCACGUGAGGGCCCAUGUGGCUGGCAUAGAUGGAGCCCCUGCCUCUGUGGUUGUGAGGACCACCCCCGAGCCUGUGGGCAGUGUGUCAAGACUACAGAUACUCAAUGCUUCCAGCGAUGUUCUGCGAGUCACCUGGGUAGGGGUCACUGGUGCCACAGCUUAUAGAUUGGCUUGGGGCCGGAGCGAAGGUGGUCCCACGAGACAACAGAUACUCCCGGGAAACACCGAGUCUGCGGAGAUCCGCGGUCUGGAAGGUGGAGUCAGCUAUUCUGUGCGCGUGACCGCGCUUGUGGGAGACCGCGAGGGCGCACCUGUCUCCAUUGUGGUCACCACACCGCCCGAGGCUCCCACACCCCUGGCGGCGACGCUGCAGGUUGUGCGGCGCGGGGAACACUCGCUGAGCCUGCGCUGGGAGCGGGUUCCUGGAGCGCACGGCUACCAUCUGCGUUGGCGAACGGAGGGUGGCCAGGAACAAUCCAGGGUCCUGGGACCUGAGUUCAGCAGCUAUGACCUGGAUGGGCUGGAGCCAGCGACAUUGUACCAUGUGCAGCUGAGCGUCCUGGGACCCACUGGAGAAGGGCCCCCCAGGGAAGUGACUGCACACACUGAGUCUCCUCGUGCUCCAAGCACGGAACUCCACGUGAUAGACACUUCCAUCAACUCAGUGACCCUCGCAUGGACCCCAGUACCUGGAGCAUUGGGCUAUAUCCUAUCCUGGCGGCCACUCGCAAGCACCAGCCAGGUACCCGGAGAUUCACAGACACUUCCAGGGACCUAUAGCUCCCAGCGGGUGACAGGCCUGGAACCUGGUGUCUCCUAUGUCUUCUCUCUGAUACCUGUCCAGAGGGGUGGACAGGGUCCUGAGGCCUUGGUCACACAGAACCCAGCGUGUCCUGGAGGUCUAGUGGACGUGGUGUUUCUACUGCACACCACUCAAGACAAUGCUCAUCGAGCAGAGGCUGUGAAGCGGGGUCUGGAGCGGCUGGUGUCUGCACUUGGGCCUCUCGGGCCACAGGCUGCCCAGGUUGGCUUGCUGUCCUAUAGCCAUCGGCCCUCCCUGCUGUUCCCAUUGAAUAGUUCCCAUGAUCUUGGCACCAUCUUGCAGAAGAUCCGGGACAUUCCCUAUUUGGACCCAAGUGGAAACAACUUAGGCGCGGCGGUGAUCAUGGCUCACAAGUAUCUCCUGGCACCCGAUGCUCCAGGACGCCGUCAGCAAGUACCCGGGGUGAUGGUUCUGGUGGUGGACGAACCAUUGAGAGGUGACAUAUUCAGCCCAAUCCAAGAGGCUCAGGCUGCUGGGUUCAGGGUGAUCAUCUUGGGUUUGGCUGGAGCUGAUCAGGAGCAGUUGCGUCGCUUGGUGUCAGGCGUGGACCCUGUCCAGCACUUCUUGGCGGUGGAUGACGGGCCAAGCCUAGGCCGGGCAGUCAGUGAUUUGGCAGGAGUGCUGUGUCAGGCAGCCAUGACAACUCAGCCACCUCCAGAGCCUUGCUCCGUGCAUUGCCCAAAGGGCCAAAAGGGGGAGCCUGGAGUAACGGGCCGGAAUGGACAAGCUGGGCCUCCAGGACCUCCCGGCCUCCCAGGAAGGACUGGUCCCCCAGGCCCCCCCGGUCCUACCAUCCAAAAAGGCGAGAGGGGUUUCCCUGGAGCAGAUGGACCUCCAGGCAGCCCUGGUCUCCCUGGGACUCCCGGCAUAAAGGGCUCCCCAGGGUGGCCUGGUCCUCCUGGGGAACCGGGAGACCGAGGGCCCCGAGGCCCUAAGGGGGAACCGGGAGAGCCUGGGAAAAUCGUCACGGGUGAUGGGCCAGGGAUUCCUGGCAAAAAAGGAGACCCGGGACCUUCGGGGCCCCCUGGACCUCGUGGCCCUUUGGGAGACCCAGGACCUCGUGGUCCCCCAGGGCUUCCUGGAACAGCUAUGAAGGGUGACAAAGGUGAUCGUGGAGAACGGGGACCCCCUGGACCAGCGGUUGAUGGAACUGCAGAUGGGGAACCCGGGCUGCCAGGCCUCCCCGGAAGUCCUGGACCCCAAGGCCCAGUUGGAGAGAAAGGAGAGAAGGGUGACUGUGAGGAUGGAGCCCCAGGGGUCCCAGGACAACCCGGAACUCCGGGUGAGCCGGGCCUUCGGGGACUUCCUGGAGUUGCUGGCCCCAAAGGCGACCGAGGUUUGAAGGGCAGCCCUGGUGAGAUUGGAGAAAAAGGUGAACGGGGACUCCCUGGCCCGGUGGGACCCCAGGGACCAGUAGGAAUUGCUGGACGCCCUGGAGCUGAGGGUCCUGAGGGCCCGCCAGGACCUACUGGCCGCAGAGGAGAGAAGGGAGAGCCUGGUCGCCCCGGGGACCCAGCAGUGGUGGGUCCUGGUGGUGCUGGAGCUAAAGGAGAAAAGGGAGAUGUGGGGCCUGCUGGACCUAGAGGAGUUGCUGGAAUCAAAGGGGAACAGGGCCCACCUGGGUUAGCUCUUCCUGGAGACCCUGGCCCUAAGGGAGACCCUGGAGCCCGGGGUCCCAUUGGCCUCACUGGCAGAGCGGGAAUUCCGGGUGACUCAGGGGCUCCUGGAGAGAAGGGAGACCCCGGGCGGCCUGGCUCUCCAGGACCUGUUGGCCCCCGAGGACGUGAUGGUGAAGCUGGAGAGAAAGGUGAUGAAGGUCCUCCGGGUGAGCCAGGUUUGCCUGGGAAAGCCGGCGAGAGAGGCCUUCGGGGGCUGCCUGGAGUCCGGGGGCCGGUGGGUGAGAAGGGAGACCAGGGAGAUCCUGGAGAGGAUGGACGAAACGGCAGCCCUGGACCUUCUGGACCCAAGGGUGAUCGUGGGGAGCCGGGUCUCCCGGGUCCCCCUGGGCGUCUGGUGGACACGGGACCCGGAGCCAGAGAGAAGGGAGAGCCUGGAGACCGUGGACAAGAGGGUCCUCGAGGACCCAAGGGUGACCCUGGUCCCCCCGGAGCCUCUGGAGAGAGGGGCAGCGAUGGGCUCCGGGGACCCCCAGGCCCACAGGGAGACCCAGGUGUUCGAGGCCCAGCAGGAGAAAAGGGUGAACGAGGCCCCCCUGGUCUGGAUGGCCGCAGUGGGCUGGAUGGAAAACCAGGAGCCCCUGGCCCCCCUGGACUUAACGGUGCUGCGGGUAAAGCUGGGGAGCCAGGGAGAGACGGGUUCCCUGGCCUACGAGGAGAACAUGGGCCCCCUGGUCCCCCUGGUCCCACUGGAGCACCGGGAAAGGCAGGAGAAGAUGGCAAACCUGGCCUGAAUGGAAAAAAUGGAGAACCUGGAGACCCCGGAGAAGACGGGAGAAAGGGAGAGAAGGGAGAUGCAGGUGCCCCUGGGAGAGAAGGUCACGAAGGCCCCAAAGGAGAGCGUGGAGCGCCCGGUAGCCCUGGACUCCAGGGCCCUCCGGGUGUCCCGGGACAGGUUGGCCCUCCCGGCCAGGGCUUUCCCGGUGUCCCAGGAAACAUAGGUCCCAAGGGUGACCGUGGCGAGACUGGAUCCAAAGGGGAACAGGGCCUUCGUGGGGAACGCGGUCUUAGAGGAGAACCUGGGAGCGUGGCGAAUGUAGAGCGGUGGCUGGAAACAGUUGGCAUCAAGGCCUCUGCUCUGAGGGAGAUAGUGGAGACCUGGGAUGAGAGUUCUGGAAGUUUCCUGCCUGUACCUGAACGACACCGUGGUCCCAAGGGAAACCCAGGCGAGCCGGGUCUGCCAGGCAAAGAUGGCUCCAUUGGUUUUCCUGGUGAACGGGGGCUGAAGGGCGAUCAGGGAGCCCCUGGCCCCCAGGGGCCUCCUGGCCUGGCUUUUGGAGAGAGGGGACCCCCAGGACCUCCCGGCCUUGCUGGGGAACCCGGAAAGCCUGGCAUUCCUGGGCUCCCUGGCCAGGCUGGGACUACAGGAGAGGCAGGAAGGCCAGGAGAAAGGGGAGAACGAGGAGAGAAGGGAGAACGAGGAGAACAGGGCAGAGAUGGCCUUCCUGGCCCCCCGGGUCUACCUGGUCCUCCUGGCCCCAAGGUGGCCACGGAUGAGGCAGAUCCUGGACUCUUGGGAAAACAAGGACCCCCUGGACCCAAGGGUGCUAAGGGGGAUCCCGGCAGCGAUGGUGACCGAGGCACCAAAGGAGACAGCGGCAUGCCGGGCAUCAAGGGAGACCAAGGCGAGCCUGGACAGAGAGGUCUCAACGGCAGCCCGGGCUUACCAGGAGAACGUGGUAUAGCUGGGCCUGAAGGGAAACAGGGUCUGCAGGGCCCGAGGGGCGCCCCCGGCCCAGCGGGUGGGCAUGGAGACCCUGGACCGCCGGGUGCCCCGGGUCUUGCCGGUCCUGCAGGACCCCAGGGACCUUCUGGCCUGAAGGGGGAGCCUGGAGAGACGGGACCCCCAGGCCGGGGCCUUCCUGGACCUACUGGAGCUGUGGGACUGCCUGGUCCCCCAGGUCCCCCAGGCCUCGUGGGUCCUCAGGGGUCACCAGGUUUGCCUGGACAAGUGGGGGAGACUGGGAAGCCAGGAGCCCCAGGUCGCGACGGGACCAGUGGAAAGGAUGGAGACAGAGGAAGCCCCGGGGUGCCGGGAUCUCCAGGUCUACCAGGCCCCGUUGGACCUAAAGGAGAACCUGGACCCAUAGGGGCCCCUGGACAGGCAGUGGUUGGACUUCCUGGAGCAAAAGGAGAGAAGGGAGCCCCGGGAGACCUUGCUGGAGACCUACUGGGGGAGCCGGGGGCCAAAGGAGACCGGGGACUGCCAGGGCCAAGGGGCGAGAAGGGUGAAGCUGGCCGGGCAGGAGAGCCGGGAGACCCCGGGGAAGACGGUCAAAAAGGGGCUCCCGGACUUAAAGGUCACAAGGGUGACCCAGGAGUUGGGAUCCAAGGUCCCCCUGGAUUAUCUGGUCCUCCAGGUAUGAAGGGAGACCCAGGCCCUCCCGGCCCUCCGGGAGCUCCUGGUAUUGUCGGCUUCCCUGGUCAGACAGGUCCUCGAGGAGAAACGGGCCAGCCGGGCCCCGUUGGCGAGCGGGGCCUGGCAGGCCCUCCGGGGAGAGAAGGCCCCCCAGGUUCUUUGGGGCCAUCUGGACCACCAGGAUCAGUGGGAGCCCCUGGGGUCUCUGGACUCAAAGGAGACAAGGGAGACCCCGGAGUGGGGCCGCCUGGGCCCCGAGGGGAGCGUGGAGAGCCAGGCAUCCGGGGUGAAGAUGGCCACCCAGGACAAGAAGGACCCCGCGGACUCACGGGACCACCCGGCAGCCGGGGUGAUCGAGGGGAGAAGGGUGAUGCUGGCGUGGCAGGGCUGAAGGGUGACAAGGGUGACUCGGCUGUGAUCGUGGGGCCUCCGGGAAUUCCGGGUGCCAAAGGGGACACGGGUGAACGAGGACCUCGGGGCAUAGAUGGUGACAAAGGAUCUCGGGGUGAUGUCGGGGACCCUGGUGACAAGGGCACCAAAGGAGAACCUGGCAACAAGGGCUCGGCUGGACCAGUGGGAGCUCGUGGAUUCAUGGGACCCAAGGGGGAGCCUGGUGCUACAGGAAUCCCUGGUGACCCGGGAGCCCCAGGAAAGGACGGAGCCCCCGGUUUCCGAGGAGACAAAGGAGACCCUGGCUUCAUGGGUCCCCGGGGCUUCAAGGGUGAGCGGGGAGUAAAGGGAGCCUGCGGCCUUGAUGGAGAAAAGGGAGACAAGGGAGAAGCUGGUCUCCCGGGCCGGCCUGGGCUGGCAGGACGGAAAGGAGAGUUGGGGGAGCCUGGUGUGCCAGGCCAAUCCGGGGCUCCUGGCAAGGAAGGCUUGAUGGGUCCCAAGGGUGACCGAGGCUUUGAUGGGCUACUGGGCCCCAAAGGUGACCAGGGCGAAAAAGGGGAGCGGGGGCCCCCAGGAAUUGGGGGUUUUCCAGGACCCAAAGGCAGUGAUGGUUCUAGUGGUCCCCCAGGGCCCCCUGGGAGUAUUGGUCCCAAAGGGCCCGAAGGACUUCAGGGCCAGAAGGGUGAGCGAGGGCCCCCUGGGGAGAGUGUGAUGGGGUCCCCUGGAGCUCCUGGGACCCCCGGUGAGAGAGGGGAGCAGGGACGGCCAGGGCCCACUGGGCCCCGUGGCGAGAAGGGAGAGGCCGCACUGACGGAGGAUGACAUCCGGGGCUUUGUGCGUCAGGAGAUGAGUCAGCAUUGUGCCUGCCAGGGCCAGUUUAUUGCAUCUGGAUCACGACCCCUGUCUGGUUAUGCCGCAGACAUGGCUGGUCCCCAACUCCACCGGGUACCUGUGCUCCGGGUCUCUCACGUAGAGGACGAAGGCCAGGUGCCCCCCGAAGACGACGAACUCUCUGACUACUCUGAAUAUUCUGUAGAAGACUACCAGGAUCCUGAAGUCCCUUGGGAUGACGAUGACCCCUGCUCCCUGCCCCUGGACGAGGGCUCGUGCACCGCCUAUACCCUCCGCUGGUACCAUCGAGCUGUGCCAGGUGGCACAGCUUGUCACCCCUUUGUCUACGGCGGUUGCGAAGGGAAUGCCAACCGUUUUGGGACCCGUGAGGCCUGUGAGCGCCGUUGCCCACCACGGGGGAUCCAGGGCCAGAGAACAGGUGCUGCCUAAAGCUGAGGCCCAGAUGAUAAUGAUGAUGGUGAUGAUGGUGAUGAUGGUGACGGUCAGCGUCCCCUGGAGACAUCAGGGCUCAACAGGGCUCUCCUGUCUUCCACUUGGUGCUAGAGACCCACAUGCCCAUGAGCGAGUGUGUGUGUGUGUGUGUCCUGCGGGUCUAGCCUUCCCCCCAGAAUGGACAAACCCCUAUUGUGGCUCUUGCCUCCAUGACAGAUGACUCCUUGUGGGGGGCUGGAGGGAGGGGCUGUGGGCAGUGAACAGAUGUGACUCUGCCUGACCCAAGCCUGUGAUAUUAUGGU